GGCUCACCAACUGUCCACUGCAAGAAGUCGAAUCUCUGGCAAUUCGUGGGUGGGCUCCUACACUUGAGUCAUGAUGCUUUUCCUUCACUCGCGGCCGCGGAACGGGACGAAGUGGUUCUCUUCUACUUCAAACGGGCUUGGGCUCCAAAGAUGUAUGCUAUUUCCACCGUAUCCAGCCCCGGGGACCUAAAAGAGGCCAUCCUUCGCGCUUCGCGCAUGUUGCAGCCUGACCCCUCACAGCCGGACGGACCAACACCAAGGGAAGCGUGGCAGUCUCACUCCAGUCAGUGA
Messenger RNA from Dibothriocephalus latus, 291 nucleotides. The record is from the annotation of a GenBank genome assembly. NCBI's taxonomy places the organism in Eukaryota, Metazoa, Platyhelminthes, Cestoda, Diphyllobothriidea, Diphyllobothriidae.